AUGGAACCUUCUGCAGCCCAAAUGGAUGAUGAGGAAGAGUUGAUGGCUAUCGUGGCUGCCAGGAGCCGGGGGGACAACAGAGAGGCAGAGUUCACAAAGCUGGAAAUAUUUGAAUUGGCGGUGCAACAGGCAGAAGAUGAACAACCAAACAAAGAGGAAAUGGUAAAGUCAUUCCAGUCAUUGCAGCAGCAUCCCCCCACAGCAGGCGACAAGUCCACGGGAGAGGAAGAAAUCAGAAAGGAAGAAGCUAGUCUAGAGGGUGAGCUUGUUCUUCCUAAACGAAUAUUGCCUAGUGGGCAAAAUCAGUCAGCUGAAGCUACCAUGCAUCCAGGAGCAUAUGCAGUGGCCCCCCAGAACACAAAUAUUGGAUUGGACCAAUCCACCACUCCCACAGACAACAAUAAUGGAUUGGCCGUUGCAAACCAGGUUGAAGAAAAUGAAGAACAUACACAGAUUGCUAGGCUGGAUCAUUCGCAUGGGAAAAACAGAUCAACCACAAUGACUCUCCUGAUCUCUGUACUCAUUGGCAGUCUUCUCAUUGUUGGAGUGGUUAUUGGUUCCGUCUGUCGAGCUGGUCUCUGCAGCAACAAAGAAGGUGAUGUUGAGACUCAGGCUCCCACUUCCUUUCGGUAUUUUGUUUUGGAGGAGGACAUUCAGUACAGAAUUGAAGAGGCUUUUGGGCCCCACUAUUUCCCCGAAAAUGAUGAGCCAGAACCCACACAGCCAAAGUUGAAGGCUCUUAAUUGGAUUGUGUUUGAGAAUCCUCUGCAGCUCAACCCAGAUGCCAACAAGCUUCUACAGAGGUUCAUUGUGGUAUUGACUUACUUUCAAACAUCCCGGGAGAGUGAUUGGCUCGAUUGUGGGCCAUCGACCACUGGGAAUGAUGAAACGUGUUGGAUUCAAAUCGCCGAUGUUGACUUGUUGGAAAAUCAGUGGCUUACAGGUGCUCAUGAGUGUCAAUGGGGAGGAUGUUUUUGUAGCGGAGAGAACAUUACUCAGUUGUGGCUCAGGAACAAUGGAUUGAAUGGCCCUCUGCUCACAGAACUUGCAAGUCUUCCAGCACUGGAUCGAAUAGACCUUCAGGGGAACCAACUCACAGGCUCGGUUCCAAGCAAAUAUGGCAGCUUCCCUUCCCUUUCAUACCUCGAUCUUCGCAACAACCAACUGUCUGGAAAUAUUCCAUUGGAAUUGUUUGGAAACAACAAACUCUCCUACAUACUUUUUAGAAACAAUUCACUAACCGGGAUACUGCCCACAGAAGUUGGACUCUUUGUUGGAUUUGGUUCAAACAGCUUGUCCGGUUCCCUUCCUACAGAGCUCUUUCAGGCUGGCAAAGGAAACUACCUCGAUCUUUGGUUCGACGAUAACUUGCUUCUUACAGGAACUCUACCCACUGAAAUUGGAGCAUUGCAUGGAUUUAAUAUCCUCAAAGUCUUCCUGCAAGGGAACCCUUUGAGCGGAACCAUCCCAUUGGAAAUAGGACUUCUGAAAGGCUCUAUCACAGAACUUGAUGUCAGUUGGACCAACAUGGAACUCUUUACAGAAUGUACCAACUUACUUUUGACAAGGCUAGAAAUAUUUGACAUUUCCAAUAACAAGUUCCAUGGCACCAUCCCAGCACAGCUUUCUGCUCUGACAUCUCUACACCAGUUUAUUGUGAAUGGGAAUGAACUUUCUGGCUCCAUUCCAUCGUCUGUCUGUGCUUUGGCUGUACCUACAAAGGAUUACUUUGACGUGGCAGCUGCCUGUUUGCCAAGGGAUGGCACAGGCAAUCCCAAUGUAGAAUGCUCUUGUUGCACUCUGUGUUGUGACGGUGAUGCUGCUGACUACUGUUUGCCCAAGGAAGGUUCAGUCCGGUGA
This is a messenger RNA of Seminavis robusta, 1860 nucleotides long. Lineage: Eukaryota; Bacillariophyta; Bacillariophyceae; Naviculales; Naviculaceae. The record is from the annotation of a GenBank genome assembly.